GGGCUCAGCGCCCGGCCCGGCCCAGUCACCCUGCCUGCCACCUGCCUGCCGCGGACCGGCGCUCUGAGCCCAGCCGAGACCCGAGAUUCUCAGCAGGAGGAGGCUGGGUGUGAUUUGCUUCAGGAUUUUUGUUUCAUUGCAACCUUUUUACUCCUCUGCCUUUGGAAGCGGCUGGGUGGAGGUGGGGAGAGGCACCUCCCACCACCCCGGUCCCAGCUGCCCUCGGGGACGCGGUCAGUGCCAGGGAGUGAAUUAGCAGAGCCGACUCUCCGCGCUGCGGGUGUGUGCGUGCGCGUUUUCCUUCGCGCGGUGGUUUCCCCCUCGCUUUGCCUCUCGCUUGCAGCCGGAGCCGAAGGAGAAGGCGGUGCGAUUGGCUGCUGAUUACACAGAUCAGCCCCGAGAGCUGGGACUCACACUCACACUCACACUCACGCACGCACACCUCCCGCCCCCCCGCCCCACAAAACUCACCCGGGCUGCGCCUGCACCAGUCCGAGCGGGAGACGAGCAUCCAGCCGCACGGGGAGCAGCACCUCCGCCUCUCGCCACAAAACAACCUGCGCGGGAAGGGAAAUAAACUGCUCCGCUGCCAGCCCCGGGACGGACGGGCGGUUUGCGCGGGGGCGCUUUCCUCCCCACUUUUUUUCCCCCUUUUUUCCGAAGAGGAAACCCCAUCUAGGACUUUCAGCGCGGCCCCAUCUCCGCCCGCCGCCGCCGGGGGCUGCACCUCGCCGAAGCAAACUCCGCUGGGGGUCUCGGUCCCGCCUGUGCCUGCGGGCCGGGGCAGGGGGGCUCGGGGGGCUCGGGAGCCCGCCCGGCCGGGUCGGAGGGGGCAGGAUGGUGGGGUCGGCCCGCUGGGUGCUGUGCCUGUGCCUGGGCUGGGGCUGCCUGUGCCUGGCGCUGGGGGACGCGCUGAAGGCUCGCUGGGUCGGGCCGAGGAGGAGAGCGGCGCCGGCAGGAGCGCGGGGCGGCCGGCCGAGAGCCGCGGCAGGUGACUACGGCUUGGAGCGGCGGCGGCCGGAGCGGCUGCAGCCGGGGGACAAGGUCUCGGAGCACAUGCUGCGGCUCUACGACCAGUACAGCGGCAGCCGCGGCGGGCAGGCGGCGGCGGCGGCCCCCCGGCCGCGGGACCCCGCGGGGCUGCCCGCGCUGCACCUCCGGCAGGGCAACACGGUGCGCGGCUUCCGCCCGCUCGGAGCAGGGAGCCCUGGAAACCACGAGCUGUAUGUUUUUAACUUGACCUCACUCACCAAGUCUGAAAAUAUCUUGUCAGCUUCAGUGUAUUAUUAUAUUGGUGAUCUGCUGAAUGCUAGUUGGAACUGUUCCCGAUCCAGAGACUGUUCUCAUCACAGGCACAGGAAACCUGAAAUUCAGAUUCAUCUUUCAGUUUGGACCUUUCCUUCUGUUGGUAACCAGACUCGGAGUCUGGGACAAUUCUUAACAAAUGUCUCUACUGCUUACCGGGAUGUCCUUUCCUGGCAGUGGAAGGAUAUCACUCAGGUCCUGCAUGAGGCAAAACAAAACAAUGACCUUCUGAUCAGUGUCAAAAUGGAUUUGAGUAGCCAUCACCCCUGGAAAAAGGCACCUUCUCGCUAUGAACCCUACAUUCUGGUAUAUGCCAAUGAUUCUGCUAUUUCAGAGCCGGAGAGUGUUGUCUCUAGUUUGCAAGGGCACCGUAAUCCCCUGGUGAGGAUUUUUCCCAGGAGAGAAAACCAUGUAAAGAGCAGCCUCAGCAAGCGGCGUCGGAAACGCUCCACAAAUGUCCUGUUGCCAUUGCAGAAUAAUGAGCUUCCAGGAGCCGAGUACCAGUACAAUGAGGAUGAGAGAUGGGAAGACAGAAAACCCUACAAAACCCUCCAGCCACGGCUGACAGAGAGGGCAAAGGGUAAGAAAAAGCAGAGGAAGAGUCAUCACCAGAAGAGCCAGACUCUCCAGUUCGAUGAACAAACCUUGAAGAAGGCAAGGAGAAAGCAGUGGAAUGAGCCAAGGUACUGUGCCCGGCGCUAUCUCAAGGUGGAUUUUGCAGAUAUUGGCUGGAGCGAGUGGAUUAUUUCCCCUAAAUCCUUUGAUGCCUAUUACUGCUCAGGAGAAUGCCAGUUCCCAAUUCCAAAGGCCUUGAAGCCCUCAAACCAUGCCACCAUCCAGAGUAUAGUGAGAGCGGUUGGGGUUGUCCCGGGCAUUCCCGAGCCUUGCUGUGUUCCUGACAAAAUGUCUUCUCUUAGCAUCUUAUUCUUUGAUGAAAAUAAGAAUGUGGUUCUUAAGGUCUACCCCAACAUGACAGUGGAGUCCUGUGCAUGCAGAUAACAUCUCAGCGGACCCCUUUGAAAUGCUGAGGUGAUCGAUUACUAUUUUGUUAUUGUUUUUCAUGAUUUCUACUUUUUGUUUGCACUGCCAAAGCAUUUUAUCCUGAAAAAGGAAAAUAAACAAAUCCGAAUAAGAGGAUCGAAUGGAUUCUGAAUAGAGAUUCCAAGGAAGGGCAAUAUGAAAAUUCAUCUUUGGAUUUGACCAAGAGGUAAGUCUUGGUGAUGGGGACUGACUGUUUCUGUUGAAAAACAGAGAUGAAAGAGAAAUUUACAGAAGACUCUUCAAAAUUUUAGAGACUGUCAGAAGGACGCAUUGAUCUAUUUUUGUACAAGAUUUUGGAAACAACAGCAGCUGUUAAUUCUUGUCUCCAUUCUUCUAGUGACUAAUGGGGAUGGAGGUUAGAAAUAUAUUAUUCAUUUUAAAGCUAAGCUUUCUGCUUUAGGUUACUGAACAGAGCGCAGCAAGUAAGAAAAAAAAACAAACAAAUCUGACAUUCUAAGAGCCUUAGAUAAUCCAACUUAGAUAUAUAUUUCCUCAGUAUGACAUGUCACUGACUGUGUAUGUGUAUUCAUUUUCAUUAACAUAUUCCUUGUAAUUCAGCUUUUUAGAUCUCAGUUGCCUCAGUUUGAAGAACAAAAAACCAUUACUGCUGCAUUUGAAAUUGUAGUAUAUCAAAAGCAAAGACUUUUCUUUCAUGCCACUUUGAAACUGAGUGGGCUAAGGGUAUGAAAGUAUCAUACUUGGUGAAGCAGCUGAGUGAAUUGUUCAUAAGAAAUAUUCUGUAAAAUAUUUGCAAAUAAUCUAUGCACAAAUUAUGGUAGUUGAUUCCUGACAUGAAAUUAUUUGGUGCAAAAUUCUUGAUCUGUAAACUUUCACUAUAAUUAAUUGAAACUGUCUCUGGUUGGUGAGUUUUAACUGGUUACAUUAAUCUGAUGUAGCAUGUUUUUUUUUCUUAGCUUGGUUCACUUCUGCUCUUAAAAUGAAGUUUGUUGUAGCUAUGCUGUCAAUUUAAGAAUUCUUACCAGCAAGUUUUGCACAAAAAAGAAUAUAAAAUAUGCUUUCAAUUAAUGUAUCCAUCAGCAUAUUCAUUUGAGAAACUACUAGCAGAAAAAAAAGUCUAAUGGAUCAUAUACAUAACUGCAAAGAGCUCAUUCUGUUAUCUGAUGAAUAUUCACAGAAAUACUUAAAAACCCCAGUUCCAUUUCCACCAACAUAAUCUAUAGAGAAUGAUGUUUUUUUAAAGUGUCUCUGGCUGGCAAGAACAAUGUUUAGAUUGCAGUAAGAGUCAAUACUGAACAACCUUUUCCAUAAGCUACCUACAAACCUUUAUGAAAUGGUGUCCUUAAGUAGCAGAUACACAUUGAGAAUAAAUUAACUCCCAGGCAUCAUGAGGGUUAGAUUCUCUAUUUUGGAGGUAGCAAUUCCUUAGUAUUUUGAAGGUGAUGAUAAUAUUCCUAUGUAAAGGCUAUCUUGCAGGUUCAUCGCUGUUUGAGGCUAUUUCAAACAUUCAGUCAUUGAUUUUUGUAUUUGGUCACUGGUGCUAUCGUGUUUACCAACCUGAAUAAUGUGCAUGUUUGUGAGAGGUGUAGGCUUGGAACAUAAUGACCUAUGAAUCCUUUCAGCAAUUACUUUUUAUCUGCACAAAGACCAAGUUGAAGCUGACAGGAAUUUCACUUUAAAAAAGAACCACAGAUUAGGCCCAGAUGCAAGUUAGGCUGCAGUCCUUACCUUAUUCUGCUUGAAUAGUAUACCCCUGCAGUCAGAUUCCCAAAGAGUGUGACUUGAUACCUUUCUAUGGGCUCCAGUGAAGUCAUGAUAAUUAUUAGCACAGCUAGCAGACCUGACUGCUGUAUGUUAGGAUUCCAAGAGCUCUGCAGCAGAAUAUUGCCUUAAAGGAUCUGUGUCAUGGAACUGUAGGAGAAAAGUCUCUCUUUCCAGACAACAGCUGUCAUCUUCAGCAUAUAGGAGCAGAACUGCCAUCAAAACAAAAUAGUAAAGUUCGAAGUUGUGUACACUUGAUCGACUUCUAUAUGCAGGAGAAAAGUUAGAUAUUCUAUGUGCAAAUCAGACUUAAAAACUGGAGGAAAAAUACUCUGCUUUUCUUCUGACUGAAAUGAAAGAUGGUUGCAGACAACAAAGAGCUGUUCACUGCCCAGGACUGAGAAGACUGCUGUGCUGCUGUGUGUCUUGGUAAUGAAAAGCAGCCUGUCUCUGUGGGGCUGAGCUGUGUGAGCUCGUGUCGUGACUUUACAGACAGUCCAAAGCUGAAGUACCCCAGGCUGCCGGGUGUUGUAGGGCUCGCCUUGUAACUUCUCACCGUCAGCCCACUCCUUAGCCUGGUGUCACUGGGACACUCGGAGGUUGCUGCAGGCUAAGCUGGAGGCCAGCCUGGAUGAUGAGUGGGCAGCAGACCCUGCAAGUAAAAGUAGGUGCUGGUUUCUGAUAGUUGUCUUUUGUAAUAGUUGUAAAGAUAAAUACAUAUCUUAUACAAUUAAGUGUGACAAUGGCUGCUAGUAGAAAAACAUGCAAACUCAAACAACAAACCUAACCAAAUCUAAUCUUCACUUUGUAGAGAACUUGUCACAAAACAGAAUUCAUACAUCUUUAGAAGGCAACCUUGACUACAUGGCAACACUUCCAAUUUCUUUCUUCAAGGUGAAGUGGCUGGCGUUGAGUAACACUUUCUCGCCAAAAUCACUUCCUUUACAAUAUUUUUGAUGUUCAGUACAAGGCUAAAUGCUCUUGAGGUAGACACCCCUUGUCCUCAGUAGAAGGGUGGGAGCUGCUCAGCAUUACUUCAUUCAGGGCUGCAUUUCUCCCCAGAUUGCCUUGUGUUAGGACCACAACAGAUUCCCUUUAUAGAGCAGCAAAAGACGACAUCCUCCCAAAUGCAGCGUGGAACAGAAAGUACCUGGCAACUUUCAAACUGCCCACAGGAGGCUGGAGAGUCACCACACUGCAAUAACUGCUCCCUAGGAGAAGGGCAGCCCGUCUCCAGGAAACUGGCCGGGGCACCCAGCUCCCCACAGGCAAGGGGACGCAGGCCCUUGCAUCCUGCGUCCUGGCAGGGAGUUGGAGCUGCUGGGCCCUUGGGCAGAAGGUCAGGACUGCACCCUGCCCCGGUCAGUCUGCGCAUGGUGCCUGGUGCAAACAGUGGAAUGGGGCCCUCAGAGGAAAAUACGGAGAUCAGAUGAGCCCUGGCCCACCCCUUGGGUGGAAGCGGAGUCACCCAGAGUAGAAUAGGGUUCUCAGCAGUCAGGCUUCACAGCUUUUGCGCUCCAAAAUGGAAGUGCUACUAAAUGCAGAUGCUUUAUUGGCACGGCAGUCCGAGACAACAGUGGUCCGAGUUGCUCUUUGGAACCGAAGCUGAGCUCAAGGCUACUGGAGAUCCUUUCCAGUGUUGUUAGAAGGCAGUCUGGAAAUGGCUUUAAAAGCAUCACCUGAAAAGGAACAUGAAUGUGUUAUGCUUGGUUCUCACCAGGGUACGUCCAGGCUUUGUCAUUAACCUUGGCAUGUACCAAUAGGUACAAUCCUCCAGGUAAAAUGUGAUCUGCUUCUUCCAGCUAAACACUCUGAGCGCUCUCUUCAGUUAACCAUGUAUGUGAGACAUUGUAUGCACAAGACUUGUUUUGCAUUUGUAUUUCUAAGUGAAGUUUUCUAAAUAAAGCCGUGUCUAUCAUCAGUAAUGUAUAUCACAUAGACAAUGAUCUCUGUAUAUAACUGUGUAUUAGUAAGGAUUUCAAAAUAAUUUACAACUAAUGUUACUAAUCACCAUUUUAGUCCUAAGUAAGUGUCUGGGACUUUUCCCUCUUAUCCUGUAUUUUGGCAAUACUAUUGAUUGAUAAAUGGCUCUGCUUUCCAUCUAAUUAUAUAGUAUUUAAUGCCAGUGCAUUAUUUCUGCAGUUGACUCAAAAGAUGGCUAGGAGAAUGGCUUGAGCUAUGGAAACUCUCCCUUUGGAUAGGCUGUCCUGAAGGAUGCAGCACCAGCCUUGCUCUGCCAAGGACUCCUCUGGGAGCAUAGUCCCCAGUGAGUAGCAGUCGAUGAGCCCACCACUGCAGAAAGGUCUUGAAAAUCCCACUCUUUAAGGCUGAAUGGGGAAUCUCCUAGUAAGUGUGCAUAAUAUGGGGUGCAAAAUAAAAUGUAUUUAUCCUGCAAUGUGAUACCUUGACCCAGGAGAACUGUCAAUUAGAACAAAUGAUGCUGUUCCUCUGAACAGAGUUACAAAGGCAGGCUCCAUGUUUUUCAUUUAUCUGGGACCCUGAACUCAAGAGGAGCUGAGCACCUUUCACGAGGUGCCAAGCACCUCUGGGGUUUCCAGUCACUGUGUGCCACUCCAGGAUUGGCUCAAAGGCUUUGAAUGUGCAUCUCUGAGGAGAUGCUUGAUAGUUUGCGGGAGACUGACAUGUUGUUAAGCAACUCAUUUCUCUUUGUAAAAAACGCCUUUGUAAAUGAUUUCUGUUUAGAGGUUAAUGCCUGUACAGACAAUGUCAGUUUAAAAAAAUUAAAAUUACCAAAAAAAAGAGAAGAUAUUUUGUAUAUGGAAAGAAACCUUUACAGAUGCUUUUAAUUUAUUUUAUAUCUGUUGCUAUCUGUCCUUUUAAUAUUUUCCUCUUUUUCUCAAUGUUCUUAAGACAAUACAAUUUUCACUAGGACUGCAGAGAUGAAAUGCUAGGAUCGUAGUCAAGUUCGCAAGGACAGGUUGCAGCAACACUGUGAAGGGCAUGUUUCACUACUGAUGUAUAAGCUUGCCUGAUUUGUAUUUGUUUCCCUUCAAUAAUAGGAAACUUUCACUACAAACUCUGGAAAAAAAUUAAAAUAAAAUCACUUUUUACAAGAAAAAUCA
Molecule: messenger RNA, 7148 nt
Organism: Dromaius novaehollandiae (emu)
Lineage: Eukaryota; Metazoa; Chordata; Aves; Casuariiformes; Dromaiidae
Gene: BMP3
Product: bone morphogenetic protein 3
Exons: 3
Coding region: 838-2304 (488 amino acids)
Biological process (GO): osteoblast differentiation
Cellular component (GO): extracellular region
Molecular function (GO): cytokine activity; growth factor activity
Source: RefSeq, a predicted model, not a curated record